Messenger RNA from Benincasa hispida (wax gourd), 528 nucleotides. RefSeq lists its product as uncharacterized. Lineage: Eukaryota; Viridiplantae; Streptophyta; Magnoliopsida; Cucurbitales; Cucurbitaceae. The record is from RefSeq and is a predicted model, not a curated record.
AUGUUGCCAUUUGAAGCCCUCUAUGGGAAGAGCUGCAGGUCUCCUGUGUGUUGGGAUGAGGUAGGAGAGAGGAAAUUGCUAGGACUUGAGCUAGUACAAACCAUGAAUGGGGAAAUACAGAAGAUCAAGGCUCAUAUGCAAACAGCUCAGAGUAGACAGAAAAUCUACGUCGAUGUGGCACCUAUAAAGGGUGUUUUGAGGUUUGGAAGGAAAGGGAAGCUAAGCCUGAGGUUCAUUGGACCUUUCGAGGUCUUGGAGCGAAUUGGUCUCGUAGCUUACCAAUUGGCAUUGCCUCCAUCACUUUCUUCAGUUCAUAAUGUCUUCCAUGUUUCGAUGCUAAGAAAGUAUGUAACAGGUCCGUCCCAUAUAGUUGACUUUGGGCCAUUGUGGUUGAAUGGAAAUUUGAGUUAUGAAGAGAGGCCUGUGCAGAUUCUCACCAGAGAGGUUAAGAUGUUAUGCAAUAGGGAAAUAGCAGCUGUAAAGAUUUCGUGGCAGAAUCACCAGUUUGAGGAGGCCACUUGGGAAUGA